Plasmodium fragile is the source of this 2289-nucleotide messenger RNA. RefSeq lists its product as uncharacterized. Bases 1 to 2289 code for a protein of 762 amino acids. NCBI's taxonomy places the organism in Eukaryota, Apicomplexa, Aconoidasida, Haemosporida, Plasmodiidae. The transcript has 3 exons. The record is from RefSeq and is a predicted model, not a curated record.
AUGGUAUGGCAGCACUUUAAAACACAUAUGGGCACUGUGCACCAUGAUUUAAUACUAGAAGACCUGUGUGGGACCUGGCACGAGCAGAGGCAGGGGGAGGCAGCGAAGGGGGCAUUGACUCUGAGGGACAAAGCAGUAUGCGAGUUGGCACUUAAAGCUUUAACUUUUAAACAUAGAAUCACAUUAGAUGCUCCAAGUACAAGGCACACGAAACUAGGCACGGACAACAAUGAGGUGGACCUUUAUAUGAGGUGUAUUUUAGUAAAUAUCUUUAUGAAAAGGAUACUGGGAGAGAAGUGCGUACAGACCGCAGGCGGGAAACGCGCAUUCGACGCUGCACAGGCAUUCGUGGAUACGACGGGCACAGCGGAACGUAAUUCUACAUGUGAAACAGUAGAUAUGGCACCAGGGGGUGACAGGAGCAAGAGGCCGGAAGAUUGGACAUUGUUGGACAUAAUGGGCAGGUGGCUUGAGAGGCAUAAGGGAUACUUGAGAGAUGGGGAGCAGGGCGUCUUGGGGACGGAAUGCAUAGUACAAAAAGACAAGACUGCAGAACACAUAAAGGAAGAAGCGACUAAAAAAAUUGAGGCACUGGGUACAGAAAUAGAGAACACAGUGAACGAAAUAUUGAAGGAAAUAGAUAAAUCCCCAGAGGGAAAAAGUAUGGAGAAUAUAAUAAAGAAGGUGAAGCAGGGGAAGGACUCCGCUUCGACAACUCCACCAGAACACGGACCAUCCAUGCCAUCAUCACCAGACGGUCAGGGCAGAGAGGGAGCGGGGGACUCGGGAACUGCGCAAACCGUUAGCACACCCGCCCCUGCCAAACCAGCACCGGCCAAGCCGGCCACCGCUGCCAAACCAGAAGCGGCGAAACCGGUACCACCGGCAACGACGACGACAUCAUCUGGUGGUGGUAGUGGCAGUAGUGGUAGUGGUGGUGGUCCGGCUGGUAAGGGUGCUGCCCGCGAGAAGGGGAAGCAGGCCGGAACAGGAGAUAAUUGUGAAUGGCAGAGCAUAUUGGCCGCGCCCAAGAGGACCGUACACGUGCUGCGUUAUUAUACUAGUGAUGAACUGCAAAAAAUGAAGACCGCAUUGCAGGCCUUUAUUGAUUAUAUGCAGCACCACACGGACCAGAUGGAUGCAUACGGUGCCAACUGUGAUAAUUCUGGUUGGGAUGAUUUCGGUCAUGAUCACCUACAUAAGGCACAAACAGUAGCUGACGUCAUAAGGUGCAGACUUAUGACAGGAGCAUUGUGGUUUGCAAACGGUGAUAACGCACAAGGCAAAACUGCAGAAGGCACAAGUAUACCUGUGGACUCGACGCAGACGGCGCUGAGGUGCGAGGUAGCGAACGUAUUUGGAUACAUGCUCAAGAAUCAGUAUUGUAAAAACGAAGGAACAUGGAAGCGGGGUGUAGAGUACGCUUGGAAAACAAUGAAGAAAAUGGGCAGAGACGACAAACCUGGUGCAGUGACAAUCCCGGGUCCUGUUAUGGAUGGAAGAUGCACACAAUGUGGCUAUAAAGGUAGUAUGACGCAGCUGGGCAUAAUAAAUGGACACAUAGUAGAAUGGUUACUGACGGAAGGAAUAAUGGAAGACAUAGCACAGAUGGAACGACAAAUGCCUUGUGAUAAAAAUUGGAAAAAUUAUAAACAGGAGAAGGGCGGUACUGACCAUGAGGUUAUAGAGGAGGCAGAAAUACAUGAAGUGACGGAAAUAGAGAAAAAAGUGGUAGAACAAACCAAGAAGGUCAUUGAGAAGGUAAAGGACAAAAUAGACCAAGAAAUUGCAAAAGGCGCUGGAGCAGCGGCGGCCGCCAAGCCGGCGGCGACAAAACCAGCGAAGAUGACGCAACCGGUAGAAGAAUCACCAGGACGAUCGGAUCCAGGAGCUGGCGACACGACCGUAGUAUCGCAAACUGGAGUAGGUGAAGGUCACGGACCGGGACCUGGACAACAACCCCCACCACCAACACUACUACCUUCUCCUGCUGCACUUCCGCUACCGCCUCCGCCAGCAGGGAAAUCGACGGAUGACACAGGUGAGGAAGAGUGUAAGGACGAGCAGUCCAGUUCUUCGGCCUCUGGUGCACAGACACAUGAAGGAUCCCUCGUUAGUGUCACGAGCGUUCCCUAUUCCUAUCCCGGUGAAGCCUCAUGUGAAAUACUUAAGACCAUCAGGGAGCACGAGAGAGCGACAUCUUCCACAGGUACCUGCGACAGUCCACAGAGGAGCAGCCGCCACGGCUCCGCCGGAGGUGUUGACAACGUGCUGGAUGCCUUAUGCUAG